Polistes canadensis is the source of this 1161-nucleotide messenger RNA. It is a transcript of the gene mRpL16, whose product is annotated as 39S ribosomal protein L16, mitochondrial. The transcript has 6 exons. Lineage: Eukaryota; Metazoa; Arthropoda; Insecta; Hymenoptera; Vespidae. Gene Ontology annotation, biological process: mitochondrial translation. Gene Ontology annotation, cellular component: ribosome; mitochondrial large ribosomal subunit. The record is from RefSeq and is a predicted model, not a curated record. The coding region runs from base 189 to 917 and encodes 242 amino acids. Gene Ontology annotation, molecular function: structural constituent of ribosome; rRNA binding.
GUGUACAUACACAUAGGUAUUGUUCGUUCUGAAUGGUCAAUCAAAGAUUCUGCAAGAAGAGAUUAUUAUGUCUCUCAUUGGAUCAAUUUGUUUGGUCCAUUAAAACGUUAAUUAAAGUAAAUAUUAUUAAUUAAUAUAUCAGUAUAGUGUGUGUGUGUUUAGAAUCAGUCAUCAAUAAAUUAAUAAUCAUGCAAACUUUAAGAAAUACAUUACGGUCAUUCCUUUCAACAGGUAAUUCUAUUGGAAUACUCGUACAAAGAGCAGGAAUAAAAAUAUAUCCUAAACCUGAAAAAAUUAAAGAUGUUGAAUUUCCUGAAAGAAAUAAACUUCGAAUUAUGGAAAAGGUUCCGCAAUAUCCACCUUCUUUACGUCCUUUUAAAAUGCAAAAGAAGUUAAGACUUAUGCGUGGUCCAGAACUUAUACAUAAUACUUUAUUACACAAACAGUAUGGAAUUAUAGCCUUAGGAGGUGGAAGAUUGAAGUAUGGUCAUUUUGAAAUGAUACGUAUGACUCUUAUACGUAAUUUUGAAUUCAAAGACAUGUUUGCUAUUUGGCGCGUUGAUCCACCAUGGCAGCCUAUUACUAAAAAGUCUCAAGGUUCUCGCAUGGGAGGCGGUAAGGGAUCAAUAGAUCAUUAUGUUACUCCAGUUAAAGCUGAGAGAGUGAUCAUAGAAGUUGGUGGAAAUAUUCAAUAUUUUCAAGUAAAAAAAGUAUUAGAAGAUAUAGCAGCCAAAUGUCCAUUCAAAGCUAUGGCGAUCAGUCAAGAAAUCUUAGACAAAAGAGCAGAAAAAGAAAGAAUAAAUGAGGAAACUAAUUUAAAUCCUUGGACGUGGAAAUAUAUUGUUCAGAAUAAUAUCGGUGGUUGUCAUAAAUGGAUAUCACCAAUUGACAAAGUAUGGUACAAUAAAUAUUUGUAAAUAAAUAAUAUAUGUAAUUGUAUACUUAGUUCUCUAAAUUAAAUAUUAAUUAUUUAAUUAGUCAAGUUAUCAAUAAUUAACAUAAAUAUUUAUACGAAUUAAUCAAUAUAUAAAAUAUCUUACCUUAAGAACAAACAUAUUUUUUUCGAAUAAUUCAAUGAAAGAGAGGAAGAUAGGGUUUUCUAAAAAAUAUGUGAUUAAUGAUAAAAAUUAAACGAAUAAAUCAUUCAAAUGCAAUUAUGUU